GACAGCCAUGAAGCAUUUGUUCCUCAUAGUUUUGUCUGUGCUGGUGUCUCCUCAGCAGGCUCAAGUCAGGAGAGAUGACAGGGCAAGCUGCAAGCCUGUGACAGCUAGCUUUUGUCAAGGUUUGGGAUACACCACAACCCUCCACCAGAAUGGAGUUCAAGGCUACCAGCUGCAGCAAAUUGGCCAGAUGGUGGAGACGGCGUGUUCGCCGCUCAUCGCGACGCUCAUGUGUCGUGUUGUUGUGCCUGAAUGCAGCUCAGAGGAUGACAACCGGGUGAAACCGUGCAGAGCUCUCUGUGAGAAGGUCAAGAGAGACUGUGAGGCCACACUCAAGGCAAAACGCUUGUACUGGCCAUCGAAGCUCCGCUGUGAAACUUUACCAGAGUCCAACUGUGUACAGGGUCAAGUCACCCCUGACAUUCAAGUCAGCUCUGCAACAUGUCAGCCGAUCACUGUCCCUGGCUGCCAAGAUCUGCCUUACACCGAGACCAUCCUCCCAAAUAGUCUAGGUCACAAAACUCAGGAAGAAGUCGGCCUGGAGAUACAUCAGUUUUACCCUCUUAUUAAAGUGGAUUGCUCGCCCCAAUUGAAGCCUUUCUUGUGCUCAGUCUACACCCCUAAAUGUGUCUUAGGAAGAGCUCGAUCUCCCUGCAGAACCCUCUGUGAGCAGGCACGAUCUGGCUGUGAAGGUUUAAUGAACAAGUUUGGCUUUCAGUGGCCUCAAAGUCUACAGUGCGACAAUUACACCACAGAGUCCUGCGAGCAGUCCCCACAUUUUGGUGAAACAUCUUCAUCAACAUGUCAAGCCAUCAACAUUCCCAUGUGCAAAGACCUGCCUUACACUGAAACUGCCCUGCCCGGCAUUCUUGGCCACCGAACCCAGGAGGACGCGAACCGGGCACUAAACAAACAGUGGUUACCACUUAUUCAAAUCGAGUGCUCCCCUCAUUUGAAGCCGUUCCUGUGCUCCGUCCACCUCCCCAAAUGCGUGUCGGGACAUGCCGAACCUCCCUGCAGAAGGCUCUGUGAGCGGGCUCGAGCCGGCUGUGAGCUGCUAAUGAACCAGUUUGGCAUCAAGUGGGAUCCUACCCUGAACUGUGAAGCGUUUACCGAAGACACCUGUGAACAGUAUGGAGUGAGCAGCAGCGGGGGAAUCUGUGAGCCGAUCACCAUACCGAUGUGUCAGGGUUUAUCUUACAACCUGACCGUUGUUCCAAAUCUUCUGGGCCACACAAGUCAAAGAGAAGCGACCAUGAAGAUGUCUUUCUUCAACUCCAUUGUGCAGUCGGUGUGCCCAGCGGAUAUACGGCUCUUCCUGUGUCGGGUGUACACCCCAGAGUGUGUAGAAGGACAGGUGCAGCGGCCCUGCAGGUCCUUCUGUGAAAAAGCCAGGUCUAGCUGUGAAAGUUUGAUUACUAGCUUUGGCAUGCAGUGGCCUGAUGAGCUGCAGUGCAAUAAAUUCCCAGAGGGAGCGUGCUUGUCCGGAGACAACAGAGCAGAGAUGCUGAAUGCUGAAGAUGUUCUUGCUAAACUGAAGGCUGGUGGCUACUCUGUUCGCGGCAUCUCCCUGACUCUCAGGACUGCCCGCCUGCUCUUGGUUCAUAUGGAUGCAGACAAAACAGAAGAUUUGGAUGUGGUGGAGUUCUUCAAACUGGAGCACUAUGUGGCUGUUAUCAGGAGAGAAUAUGUGGAGAGCUACGAGAGCAGGAAUCCACCGGCUGUCACAGAGACCCAGAUGAAGAAGGCUGUUACUGCCCAUGAUUUUGAUUUAGAUGAGGAAACAUUCAGAGCUCUGUGGUUUGAAUAUCGCUCCCAAGAUGGGAUCGACUAUGACAACUAUGUGGCAGCCCUGACAAAACUUCAGAUCCUCAAAGAUCGUUUCCAGUCUCAUCUCCUACAUUUGCCGUGUCAGUGCCAUGUUGCCAGUUUCUCUUUCAACCAGUUCCUGAAAUCAGCCAUAAUCUGAGGCCCAGCAGAGCUCCAUGGACAAGAGGGAGCGAUGAAACAGCUGUACAGCUGUUUAGUAUGACUGUAUUGCAGGAACCUUAUUAUAAGAUUGACUUCAACAUUGUCAAGUUUAAAUAAAAUUCAUAACAAAA
This is a messenger RNA of Cololabis saira (Pacific saury), 2099 nucleotides long. RefSeq names its product atrial natriuretic peptide-converting enzyme-like. NCBI's taxonomy places the organism in Eukaryota, Metazoa, Chordata, Actinopteri, Beloniformes, Belonidae. The transcript has 11 exons. Gene Ontology annotation, cellular component: plasma membrane. The record is from RefSeq and is a predicted model, not a curated record. The coding region runs from base 8 to 1966 and encodes 652 amino acids. Gene Ontology annotation, molecular function: Wnt-protein binding; Wnt receptor activity. Gene Ontology annotation, biological process: non-canonical Wnt signaling pathway; canonical Wnt signaling pathway.